Molecule: messenger RNA, 2754 nt
Organism: Synchytrium microbalum
Lineage: Eukaryota; Fungi; Chytridiomycota; Chytridiomycetes; Synchytriales; Synchytriaceae
Exons: 2
Coding region: 1-2754 (917 amino acids)
Cellular component (GO): Sin3-type complex
Source: RefSeq, a predicted model, not a curated record
AUGCAAACGAGUCCAUCGAAUGCCGGGAAGAGGCUGUUAUCCGCAGAACGGGCUAGUGCAGCGAACCUAUCCAAUAAUUUCAAAAACCAGGUCUCCCUCAUCGAACCGAGAGCAUCUUUAGCUCAGUAUACCCUCUACGUACAGCUCGAUUGGCUUACUUCCCGUGACCAUAUCGCAAAGACCUUCCUAUGCUAUACUGGAGAUCCAUCACAAACUGUAAAAGUAGCAAUUCUGCAGUUUGGACCGACAGCUGGUGAUUUGGGCGUAGUUCAACGGAUCUUUAGUGAAUAUGAAAGGGAUGGAUUGCAAUAUGGUAUUGUCAUGAAGCGGACACCGCUGGGUAUUGCUGUAUGUGGAUCUGUUGAAACGUUUGGAUCAGCGGCUGUACAAUGUGUUGCACUACCAGAUGGUGACUUUGAAGCUAAUGUGGAGAAUUUAUAUGUAAACGUGAAUCUCCGUCGCUUUAGUUGUGGGGAACGAACUAUUCUCACCUGUAGACCCCCGACACAAGUUAUUGCUGACAAGUUCUUUCAGCUUUAUUCGAUUGAUCCGUCAGCUACACCUAUAAACGCUGCUGUUAUUACCCUAGCAAGAACAGUGCAACGAGCCCUCUUCUUUCUCGGUAUGCUGAAAGACGAGAGGUGGCUAGACGGACUUGUGUGUGACAUGACAAUACGAGCUCUUCAACAAUUCCACCAUGAAAUGGGUCAAGUCGACGAAUAUUAUGUUGAAGAAGGCCGAUGGUGUGAUCCAGCUCUACUCUCGGCUGUUUUGGGCGCAAUGGCUCGUCUGAGAUAUAAAUUGAAUACAGGAGCUGGAGUCAAUACUCGAGAUCCAUAUCUAGAACCCAUGGCAUUUCGAAAUCAAUUGGAAGCAUUUCAGAGACAACAUGGAUUGCCGUUGUCUGGAUUGCUAGACGAAGCUACUCGACAUCGUAUAGAUACUCUGGCUGCUGCUAAAGCUGCAGUGCAGCCACCGGCGUUUGUGGCUCCUGUGGUCGAUGUUCUCCACAAGCUAGAAGAUAUAACAGGUUUACCCACUGGUUUAAACAGGCCCCAGAAACCCUCUCAUAGACGUAACCUGUCUCUCCAAGAUGGCGGUAAAGAUAUUCUAGCAGCUGCUGGUAACAAUGAAUGGGACAAUGAUAUCAAUCAAAUCGUACAGUAUGUUUACACCGGUAUACCUUCGAAAUCUUCUCGCAAAAUCGAGAAAGUACGCAAGAAAGAAAAGCAAAAGGAGCGUGAAGAACGAGAUCGACAGCAUCCAGCUGAACGACCACAGACCCCUGGUGGUCUAGUUGCUUCGGCGAUUCUCACUAGUGCUGUUACAGAUUCGCCCAACUCGUCUACUAGUAUGGCAGCUAGUGAAUCCACCACACAAGGGACAGCAGAUACACCUGUUGCAAAACGAUGGGAUAAUAAUAGUAGCAAAGACCCUCGUCGAACUGAAACCAUGUCUACCAUGGCAACCACCGCUUCAUCUUACUCGGCUGGUCAGCAUCACAAACAUGCCGUGAAUCGCGGUGACACGUCUAGCAGUCUCACUACUCAAACCGGUAUAUCUGUCGUCACUGAUCCUAUAUCUGAUGGAGAAGAAAAUCCGUCCUUCUCAUCGAAAGGAGCCGCUGCACUACGAGCUCCAGCAAAGAUGGCUGUAGGAGUAGUUAGAAAUGCCAGAAAUGCAGUCAAGAAUGUACGAUCAAAUACUGCAAAACUGUUGGCGGGAAAUAAUUCCGGUACAGAAAUCGGUGAUAAUGCCUUAGCAGACGGUGGACUUGGUGAAAACAACAGUAGCAACAGCCAACCCAGUAAUUCCAGUAACAGUAAUAGUAACGUCAAGCACCACCAUCAUCGAGGUCCAUCACCUGUAAAGCGUCUACAGCACGCCCUGGCUGAUUCAGCUACCAAACUGACCAUGUCUGAGGAAGUGUUGCAUCAAAUCCAAGCACUUCGCCCGCAUCGGUCAGCUCGACGACCACUCAGAAGGACACGAUCACUAGAUGAAAUAAAUCCAGCUGUAAUAUAUGCUGGCGAGUAUGUACCUGAAAAGGAUGAACCAACUAUACCGAUACCACCUCGACCUAAACCGCCAGCUCUUCCAGCCAGGCCUUCAGCACUACCUAUAGCUGCUCCAGAUCUACCCAUGGCAUCGCCGCCUGAAAGUGAUACGAAACCGUCGAGACAACGUAGUGUCAUAUCCGUCUCAUCAGUACGAGAAUUCCGUCGUAUCGUCACAGCUCUACGUAAAAAGACGGAUUCAUUAUCUAAUGCCGUGACGAAUGACUUGACACCACUCCACACAGAGGCCACCACGAAAUUUACAUCUAUCGAGAGCUCAUUAAAUUCCCGUGUCGCAAAUCUAGGUCUAGCUCAAUCAGCCGCUAAAGAUGUCAACAAGAUGAUUGAUAGGCUGACUCGAGAAAAGCUAGAAUCAACUCGUGGCGGACUCGAAGAAAGGAAACGUAAAGUUGCUUUUGGAUUGAGUCUUCUGGAAGAUCGGCAUAGAGAAGCUCAGGGUUUAGCAUUGGCUUUUGAUAAACAGGUCAAAUCUCUAGAGUUACGACUUGCUCAGGAUGAUACUGUGAAUGUUGAGACGGCUAAUAGCAGUAGUUCAGCAGGAGGUGGAGCUGGAGCUGGUACAGGUGCAGGACCUGGUAUCAAAGUUAUUGACUUUAAACCUAAACGACCUGGAAUGGAAGGGGUACCUACCUUAACUGUGUCGAAUAUGCCAGCCCCGAGUAAAUUGCCAUCAUGA